GGCCUUGGCUGCUUCUGUGUCGUGGUUCGCGGCGUUAAAGAGAAGAGGGCAAAGGCAAAAACACAGUUCGCCUGUUCUCAGUUCAUUUUGUGUGUUCUAUUUCUUUGAUAAGAAUAAGAAGAAGGCCAAUUAUUUCGGAAAAUACCGAAUUAUGUCGACCACUGCGAAUUUUUAUGAAAUUCUUCAAUGCAGUGAGUCUGCCACCUUGGAAGAGCUCAAGCAUAAGUACAAGCAACUCAUUUUGCAAUACCAUCCGGAUAAGAUGAAUGACCUCUCCGACUCCCUGCCAUCGUCAUCAUCUGUGAGCGAAAACAACUACGAUGAUGCAUGCUCCUUCCAUCAGAUUAACACCGCUUGGAAUACAUUGAAAGACCCCACCAAACGUAAGCUCUACGAUGCCGAAUUGUGUCAGAAUCGAUUUCAAUUGCACAACAAUGUUUUCGAUCGGCUGCGAAUAGAAGAUCUAGACACGGAAACUUACAUCGAUGAUGAUGAUGAUGGAACAGAGAGAACAAUUAGAACUUGGCGAUGUCGUUGUGGCGGGCAGUACAUUUUUGAGGAUGAAGCUGAAGCUGAAAUAUCCACGUAUAACAACACCGAUGAGCUGCUUAUCGAAUGCACCGAGUGCUCAUUAGUUAUAGUUUUAAGGAGGUGAUGUAUGUGGAUGAAUGAAAAUGGGCUGGAAAAAUAGGUCAGUGUGUUUUUGUUGUUGUUGUUUUUUUAUUUUGAAUUGCCACCAAUAAAGCGAAACUUGAUUUUUAAGUUGUAAAAAAUUGUCUUUAUUUGUUUGCGGUCGGUGGUGGGUGGAACAAAAAGGUGAUUUAAGUGAAAAUGCUUGUGAUAUUUUUGUUC
Eupeodes corollae is the source of this 852-nucleotide messenger RNA. It is a transcript of the gene Dph4, whose product is annotated as DPH4 homolog. The record is from RefSeq and is a predicted model, not a curated record. Lineage: Eukaryota; Metazoa; Arthropoda; Insecta; Diptera; Syrphidae. The coding region runs from base 152 to 655 and encodes 167 amino acids. Gene Ontology annotation, biological process: positive regulation of ATP-dependent activity. The transcript has a single exon. Gene Ontology annotation, molecular function: ATPase activator activity; ferrous iron binding.